Trifolium pratense (red clover) is the source of this 2606-nucleotide messenger RNA. Its product is annotated as mannosyl-oligosaccharide 1,2-alpha-mannosidase MNS1. The record is from RefSeq and is a predicted model, not a curated record. Gene Ontology annotation, cellular component: Golgi membrane; endoplasmic reticulum. The transcript has 14 exons. Bases 574 to 2310 code for a protein of 578 amino acids. Gene Ontology annotation, molecular function: calcium ion binding; mannosyl-oligosaccharide 1,2-alpha-mannosidase activity. NCBI's taxonomy places the organism in Eukaryota, Viridiplantae, Streptophyta, Magnoliopsida, Fabales, Fabaceae. Gene Ontology annotation, biological process: carbohydrate metabolic process; N-glycan processing.
ACUUAAAAUUCACAUAACUGUUUAAAACAGAUUCAAGAUAUACAACUUAAACAUAUUGAAAUUAAUAGUUGAAUCUCAAUGAGAGGUUACAUACCGAUAUUAUUGUUGACUUUGGUCAAAAUUAAUUAUUCUUAAAAAAGUGAAAAAAAGUAAAUAUAGUUGAAUAUUGAUCCAACACGACUCGUUCAGUACAAAACCAAAGUCUAGUCUUUUUCUUCUCUUUCAUAGAUUGAUGCUUCGCAUAUUUUGAGUUAUCAUCUUCAAAAUUGAACCCAUUUUGGCUUUGUUGUCACCAUUCAAUUUUUUAUAUAUUCAAUUCACUAUUAGUAUUACCACAAUAAAUUCUUCAUUUUCAAUAUAAAAAAAAAACCCUCCUCAAGAACCUUUGACAACCACAUCAGACAAACAAUUUCGUAAAUUUCAAGGCAAAUUACCAAGAUCCUUUUUCUUUUAAGGUUGUCGUGUUUUGUAAAAUAUCAAAAAACAUCAACAAACAAACACAAACGUUGUUUGUUUGUUAAUUUUGUUAAUUCCAAUUCCAAAGAUUUAAUAUUAGAUCUUUGGUUUUGGGAAAUGGCUAGAGGGAAUAGAUCGUUGAAUAGUAGCAGUAGUAAAUGGAGAUACUGUAAUCCAGCUUAUUACUUGAAGCGUCCAAAGCGUCUUGCUUUGCUUUUCAUUGUUUUUGUUUCAGUUUCUUUUCUUGUUUGGGAUCGUCAAACUUUAGUCAGAGAACACCAGGUUGAAAUUUCUGAGCUACAGAAAGAAAUCUCUGACUUGCAAAAUUUGGUGGAAGAGUUAAAUAAAGUGCACGGUGGCACUGUCGCGAAGAUUGACACGAAGGGAAAAACUAACAAGUCUGCUAAAGAGGUCUCGGAUGAUCCCGUUGAUAACCAGAGAAGGGACAAAGUAAAAGAAGCAAUGCUUCAUGCUUGGAGUUCUUAUGAGAAAUAUGCAUGGGGCCAAGAUGAACUUCAGCCACAAUCAAAGAGUGGUGUCAAUAGCUUUGGAGGUCUUGGAGCAACUUUAAUUGAUUCGCUUGAUACUCUAUACAUUAUGGGUCUCGAUGAACAGUUUCAGAAAGCCCGAGACUGGGUCGCAAACUCUCUGGAUUUUAACAAGGAUUAUGAUGCAAGUGUUUUCGAGACAACCAUAAGAGUAGUAGGUGGCCUUCUUAGCACAUAUGAUCUUUCAGGGGACAAAAUUUUCCUUGACAAAGCUAGAGAUAUUGCAGAUAGAUUACUACCUGCAUGGAACACACCUACAGGAAUUCCUUAUAACGUCAUCAACUUGUCACAGGGACGCGCACACAAUCCUGGUUGGACUGGGGGUGAGAGUAUUUUGGCAGAUUCUGGCACCGAACAACUAGAAUUCAUUGCUCUAUCUCAAAGAACCGGAGACCCGAAGUAUCAGCAGAAGGUGGAGAAUGUAAUAACAUUUCUUAAUAAAACAUUUCCUGAUGAUGGAUUACUCCCUAUCUAUAUUAAUCCUCAUAGCGGAACAACAGGUUAUUCUCCCAUCACAUUUGGCGCCAUGGGUGACAGUUUUUAUGAAUAUUUGCUUAAAGUUUGGGUACAAGGGAAUAAGACUUCAGCUGUAAAGCUUUAUAGAGAUAUGUGGGAGAAAUCAAUGAAAGGUCUCUUGAGUUUGAUUCGGAAGUCAACGCCAUCUUCUUUUACUUAUAUAUGUGAGAAGAGUGGAGGAUCUCUCACUGAUAAAAUGGAUGAACUAGCAUGCUUUGCUCCAGGGAUGCUUGCUCUGGGAUCGGCUGGUUAUGGUCCUGAUGAUUCACAAAAGUUUAUGUCACUUGCAGAAGAGCUUGCUUGGACAUGUUACAAUUUCUACCAAUCAACUCCAACAAAAUUGGCUGGAGAGAACUAUUUCUUUCAUUCUGGGCAGGACAUGAGUGUCGGUACAUCAUGGAACAUCCUGAGGCCAGAGACGGUUGAGUCACUCUUUUACCUUUGGCGCCUAACUGGCAACAAGACAUACCAAGACUGGGGUUGGAAUAUAUUUCAAGCUUUCGAGAAGAACUCCCGCAUAGAGUCAGGCUAUGUUGGACUAAAGGAUGUUAACAGUGGUGUUAAAGACAACAUGAUGCAAAGCUUCUUUCUCGCGGAGACUCUGAAAUAUCUUUAUCUUCUCUUUUCGCCUUCUUCAGUCAUUCCAUUAGACGAAUGGGUAUUCAACACAGAAGCACACCCUUUGAGGAUUGUGACGAGGGACGAAGGGGGAGUUGUUAAGAAGUUAAAUGAGAAGAAGCAAAAACCUUUUCCUAGAAUAGGUGGCAGAAAGGAAGGUCGGACAGGUUAGACGAUGAACCCGUUUACCGAGAUUCAAAGAAGAGGAGUUUGUUCCAUUAUGGAACUUGUAAGAUGUUAGAAGAAUUCCUUGAUUGGGAAGCAAUUGUGAAACUGGUUGCUACAAAUGGUGAGUGAGUAAUAUAGGAAAUAGAAAUAGGUCUUCAUAUCUUACAAAAUGGAUUUACUCAAGGUGACUUGACCUUUCUGUUGAUGACUGACACUUUUGAAAUUCUGGCUAAAAUAGGUUGUGGAACCAAAUUUUCUGAGCAUUUCAUACAUGAUUCAAGUUUCUGAGGCCUAUAUCUA